AGAGAGAGAGUUCCUUCUGUCCCACUCUUUCUCUUUUGUAGAUUGGCUUUCACAGGCCAUCAACACAUGUUCCCCUUGCCCCUCUCUUUGAACAUACAAAAGUUAAAGCCUCCCCCCUUCUCUGCUCCCCAUACCAUCACACCAAGCUCUUCUUUUUGCUUCCUCUCUGGCUCUGUUCUGCCGCAAUUGCCCCUGAUCUCUGUUUGAUUUCGCCCGGUCUCCAUAAAGGGUGAUACAGAUACACACACAAGAGAGCAGUGCGGUUGGGACUGGUGGUUGGAAGAGGCUGCGGGGCGGUGGCGGCGGGCGAUCGAUGUGGGCUUGGAGCUGGGUGGAGCGUGGGAUCGGGAACUUGGUUGGGAGUGCGGCGGGUGACGGCGGGGCGUGGAUCUGGGGCGGCCCCGGUGGAGGCGAGCGGUGGCAUGAGGGAGUAGUGGUCGUCGGCGUGACGGCCAUGGCCGGACUCGCCCUGGCCGCUACCCUUGUCAUAUCCUCUCGUAGAGGAAGCCUUAGGUCACCAUGGUCUCGAAGGAAAAGGAAACAUGCACUUACAAAGCAGCAGUGGAACAAUUUUUUCACAUCGGAUGGAAAGCUCCGUGAUGGAGGGGUGAAAUUUCUAAAGAAAGUUCGCAGUGGAGGAAUUGAUCCUAGCAUCAGGGCUGAAGUCUGGCCAUUCCUUCUUGGAGUAUAUGACCUAAAGAGCUCAAAGGUUGAUAGAAAGGCCAUUCAAGCACAAAAGAGGAAAGAAUACGAGAAACUAAGAAGAAGAUGUCGGCAAAUGGUAAAUCGCAGCAAUGAUGGUGACGAGUUAAAUGAAAUAAUCAAAACAAGUUAUGCUGACAGUCCCAGCUUUAUACAGGGACGUGAUUCUGUUUGCUCCGAAGAGGUUUUUAGUGCCAGAGAAUCCCUUUCCACUGAACGAGGUAGCCCGCGUAAUGACACUUUGGAGCAGAGAGUGAGCGAGGAAACACCUGCCUCCGGGUUAGUUAUACCGGAUGAAGAUGACAAAAGUGGAAUAACCCAUGCUGAUGCAUCUGCUGAGGAUACAGAAUCUUCUGAGAGCGAGUACUCCACUGAUGAAGAACCUGGAAGCAUUCUGAUGUCCUCCAGGGCAGAAGGAUGCAUUGGAACUUAUCCUAAGCAUACCAAGAUUGAUUCAGUCAUGGGCGAAGACAUUAAAUCUGAUCGAAAAGCUGAGGAUUUUGCAACAUGGCAGCGUAUCAUGCGAUUAGAUGCCAUCCGAGCUAAUGCUGACUGGAUAACGUAUUCUCCAGCUCAAGCUGCAGUCUCCAAAGACAAGGCUUUCAAGUCUGCUAUUGCUGUUGGUCUGAAAGACUAUGACCACUUGGAGCCAUGCCGAGUGUACCAUGCGGCACGACUGGUUGCUGUACUAGAGGCAUAUGCACUCUACGAUCCUGAAAUAGGCUACUGCCAAGGAAUGAGCGACCUUCUAUCUCCCAUACUUGCCAUCGUGGAGGAGGAUCAUAUGGCGUUUUGGUGCUUUGUAGGGUUUAUGAGGAAAGCUAGACAUAAUUUCAGGCUUGAUGAGGUGGGCAUCAAGAGACAACUGAACAUCGUCUCCAAGAUCAUCAAAUCCAAGGAUUCUCAUCUCUAUAGGCAUCUGGAGAAGCUUCAAGCCGAGGACUGCUUCUUUGUGUACAGAAUGGUUGUGGUUAUGUUCCGAAGAGAGCUAACCUUUGAGCAGACUCUGUGCUUAUGGGAGGUGAUGUGGGCAGACCAGGCAGCAAUUCGAGCAGGGAUCGGGAAAUCAGUAUGGGGGAGGAUAAGGCUACGUGUGCCUCCCACCGAUGAUCUGUUGCUCUACGCCAUCGCAGCGUCGGUGCUGCAGAAGAGGAAGUUGAUCAUUGAGAGGUAUAGCAGCAUGGAUGAAAUCAUAAGAGAGUGCAACAGCAUGACAGGGCAACUGGAUAUCUGGAAGCUUUUGGAUGAUGCCCAUGACUUGGUGGUGACCCUGCAUGACAAAAUUGAAUGACCUCUGUUUCUCCAUUUCUUCUCUGGUACCAUUUGUACCCAUCAGUCAUAGUCUUUAGUUAUUUGCAGUUUCUAAUUGAAUUAAUUCCUCCACAAUGUCUUCUUCUGAGAGACAUGAAUAGUUGCUUCAGCCAGGCAUAUACUGAUAGCCAUGAUUAGCAAAAACUGCUCAAUUGCAACAUUGGACUCACUCAAGUGGAUUUACAUAUUGUACCAAUGAUUCAAAGAAACAUUUCCCAUUUUAUAA
This is a messenger RNA of Musa acuminata AAA Group (dessert banana), 2239 nucleotides long. Its product is annotated as rab GTPase-activating protein 22. The transcript is spliced from 5 exons. Gene Ontology annotation, molecular function: GTPase activator activity. Gene Ontology annotation, biological process: activation of GTPase activity. The record is from RefSeq and is a predicted model, not a curated record. The coding region runs from base 314 to 1993 and encodes 559 amino acids. Lineage: Eukaryota; Viridiplantae; Streptophyta; Magnoliopsida; Zingiberales; Musaceae.